Messenger RNA from Puntigrus tetrazona (Sumatra barb), 2402 nucleotides. It is a transcript of the gene cdk21, whose product is annotated as cyclin-dependent kinase 21. The coding region runs from base 549 to 1715 and encodes 388 amino acids. Gene Ontology annotation, cellular component: cyclin-dependent protein kinase holoenzyme complex; nucleus; cytoplasm. Lineage: Eukaryota; Metazoa; Chordata; Actinopteri; Cypriniformes; Cyprinidae. The record is from RefSeq and is a predicted model, not a curated record. Gene Ontology annotation, biological process: protein phosphorylation; G1/S transition of mitotic cell cycle; regulation of gene expression. Gene Ontology annotation, molecular function: cyclin-dependent protein serine/threonine kinase activity; cyclin binding; ATP binding. The transcript has 7 exons.
CAAAAAAAACAUACCCGACCUGAACUAAAUUAUUAAAAAUAUUAUUUUGUAUAUAUAAGUUUUUUGUAAUAUAAGUAUUUAGCAUUUUUUUAAAAAUGUCAUGAGAUGGGGGAUAUCCAGAAAAAAAUCCUGAGCUGUUCAUUGGUUGGUUUUUGUAGUUGCAAAUCUCGCCCCCGUGCAUGUAGUGAGGUUUUAUUAAAAUCAUGGCGAACAACGUUUAUUGAUCCGUCUCAUUGAUCCAAAUUAAUAGCCAAUAGUUUUCCUCCUCGCGGUUUUGGAUGACACUGGCAGAAAAGGUAAGUUAAUUUACUUAAAACUGUAUAUCUUCGAAAGAGCGUAGCAAUGAACACGUUUCACAGCGUGCACGCUCACCGCGUUAUCAAUUAAGGGAAAGUGUCUAGAAACACCAUUUUUAAUGCCAAAUGUGCAUCUUUGUGUUUUGCAUAAAUCUCGUGGCAUCUGAAGUUGGUCCUCUUUAAGUGGAAAAAUCAAAUACACAGGUUCAGUUCAACGAAUCACUAAUCAUUUUAAUCUUUUAAAGACUAUUAAUGCAAACUUCAAUUAAUCAUAAACCAAUCUUGUGUCGACGGGAUGUCCACUUUUUUUUUAAUAGCACGCAUGCAUUAAUGAAUAUUUGUUAUGUUUAUGCAAUAAUGCUUAUUUUGUUUCAUGUAACAGUUAUACGGUCUAAGGUAGAGUUGAAGGUUGCCCGAUUUUCUAAAUCCUUUUAUCAGGCACCCAAUGCCUUUCGUCUCUUGCAGUGGCACGCUCCGACAGACCGAUCUGAUCUAAACAUGGAUGACAGCUGCUGUUGGGAGAGCUCAGAUUAUGAAAUCUUGGCAGAAGUCGGCCAGGGCGCCUACGGAAAAGUGUACAAAGCCCGAGAGAGGCGCGGGAAGCAGCGCUUCAUAGCGGUCAAGAGGCUCAACAUCCCCGAGGAGCCGGAGUCUGGCAUCCCUCAGUUCGUGAUACGAGAAGUGGCUCUUCUGCGAAAAUUAGAGCACUUCAACCACCCCAACAUAGUCAAGUUGCUGAAUGUGUCAGCUGGAUGGCAGAACGAGAAGUUUGACCUGACGUUGGUGUUUGAGUACAUCGAUCAGGAUCUGACCACAUUCCUCAGCAAAGCAUCGGAAAAAGGCCUAGCCAGGGACAAGAUCAAGGAUGUGAUGCGUCAGUUGCUCUGCGGACUUGACUUCCUCCACACUAACACCGUCAUUCAUCGGGACCUGAAGCCAGACAAUGUGCUUGUGAGCACUCGAGGGGAGGUCAAGAUUGCAGACUUCGGUUUAGCCAGGAUGUAUACGUACCACAUCGCCCUCACCCCAUGUGUCGUGACCCUGUGGUACAGGGCUCCAGAGGUCCUGCUGAAGUCCAGUUACAUGUCUUCGGUGGAUAUGUGGAGUGCUGGGUGCAUCUUUGCAGAGCUCUUUCUGUUAAGGCCUUUGUUUUGUGGAUUCACAGAGAUCCAGCAGCUGCAAAAGAUCUUUGAGGUCAUUGGAUUGCCGGCUGAGGAGGACUGGCCCAUUGAAAGCCCUGUCUGCUACAGCACUACAUGGGCUGAGAAAAAGCCUACAAAACAACUGCUGCCCAGUCUCACCCAUGAGGAGAAUGACCUGCUGUCUCAAUUUUUGACCUUCAAUCCAGCUCAUCGCAUUUCUGCCUGUAGAGCUUUAGCGCAUCCUGUCCUGGCAGAUUGCCACCGUGAAGAUGAAUGACAGAUGAGCGAAGAGGGCGGAGUCAAAUGAUUAGACAGGCUCCUCCCAGCCAAUCAGCGGCGCACAAAAAAUUAUUCUGUUAAAUUGAUUUUGUUGUUGUUUUUAUAAUGGAGUAAAGUGCAGCACCUUCAUCUGUAGAUCACGGUUUUGUCUAAUGAAAACAAGGUACAAACAUCUUUGGUGGAAAUAUGUACAAUUUUACUGGUAUUGUUAAAAAGAAACUUAAAAAAACUUCAGAUGUUUUUGGAGCUCUCUCUCCUUAAUUCAUGGGUUUAAAAUGACGAGCAGGAAUGAGAAUUUGUCUUUUUCAUGUAUGACAGCUCUCUAAUAAUGACAUUUUGUGUAUGUUGCAGCACAGUUGGUUGUCUAACGGGUAAGUUUGAUGUUUCCAGUUAGCUUCAGUGUGCUAACUUAGAGUUGUUCUCAAAAGUUAACUUAUAGCAAAAGUUUUUGCGCCUUGUUUUGUGUUUGUUUUGGCAUCACUUGGAAGUGUUUGCUUUUAUUAGUAAAUUGUUUGAAGUUUGUAUGUUUUCUGUUCCUGACACAUUUUCGGUAAAAAGCAGAGCUAACAGUGCAUGUUUGGAGUUAAAUGGGCCGAGAUUAAGUAGUUACGACAUUUUGUAAUUUAAUGCGCAUUUUGUCUAUUUUCUUUAUACUGACACUUCAGUAAUAAAAUUAGAAUUUCAA